Exophiala xenobiotica is the source of this 1467-nucleotide messenger RNA. RefSeq names its product urease accessory protein UreG. The transcript has a single exon. Bases 289 to 1149 code for a protein of 286 amino acids. NCBI's taxonomy places the organism in Eukaryota, Fungi, Ascomycota, Eurotiomycetes, Chaetothyriales, Herpotrichiellaceae. The record is from RefSeq and is a predicted model, not a curated record. Gene Ontology annotation, molecular function: nickel cation binding; GTPase activity.
CUGGGAUUGACGGUAUCAUAAACGCCGAUUUGUUGCAGACUCCCACCUACUCGACCACAGCCUCUACGAAGUUGUAGAGCAUUCUUCCGCCCUCCGCCCUGGGCCCUCCUACACCUACGCCAGACAGGGAACCAUCCCCCUUCGUCCGUCCGCUGCUCCGAGUCCAUCUAUCGAGCCCAGAAAAAAAAGCAAAUCACACUCGAUAUCGACUGAAGACAAUCGAGAAGACAUCCUCUCUCUGAGAACGAGAUAUAUCUGCCCCAUAUACCCUCCCGUCGUCCCUCCAUAAUGGCCACACAUUCCCACGACGGUGGGCCCUCACACUCGCAUUCGCACGACCAGACCAACGGGGCCGCCGCCGCCGCCCAUGGCCACUCGCACGAAAUCCUCGACGGCCCAGGGUCGUAUCUGCACCGCGAGAUGCCCAUCGUCGAGGGCCGCGACUUCUCGGACCGUGCCUUUACAAUUGGCAUCGGCGGGCCCGUGGGGUCCGGCAAGACGGCGCUCAUGCUCGAACUCUGCCUGGCCCUGCGGCGCGAGUACAACAUCGCGGCCGUGACCAACGACAUCUUCACGCGCGAGGACGCCGAGUUCCUGACCAAACACGGCGCCCUGACGCCCGAGCGCAUCGUCGCCAUCGAGACGGGCGGCUGUCCGCACGCCGCCGUCCGCGAAGACAUCUCCGCCAACCUGCUCGCCCUGCAGGGGCUGCACACCAAGUUCGGCACGGAUCUGCUGCUGAUCGAGUCCGGCGGCGACAACCUGGCGGCGAACUACUCGCGGGAGUUGGCCGACUUUAUCAUCUACGUCAUCGACGUCGCGGGCGGCGACAAGGUACCCAGAAAAGGCGGGCCCGGCAUAACGGGGAGCGAUCUGCUCGUGAUCAAUAAAUGCGAUCUUGCCGACGCCGUCGGUGCGGAUGUAGAUCUCAUGGAGCGCGAGGCGAAUAAGAUACGCGAGGGCGGACCCGUCGUGAGGGCGGUGAUCAAGCACGGCGUCGGCGUCAGGGAGACGGUGGAUUUGGUUCUGAGUGCGUGGAAGAGUACGGCCGGCUAUGCGGAGAGUCGGAAGCGUUGGGCCAACGGUGCGCAGAGGGGGAGUGGCGAACAGCCUCAGGUGAGCAGGUAUACGCAUGUUCCGCAUAACUAGAAUAACUAGAGGUGGAAUCAGCGAGAAGACGGGAAAGAUGGCGACCUGAAUUGCACAGAUUAUAUGAUGUACGCAUGUAAAAUACUAGCCGACAUGAAGAGAAGAGGAAACGACAGGGCAGGACCACCCACACCAUCAUGGCUUGAAUUCUCUCGAACGGAGCACGGCAUACUUGAGUAGAUUUACCAUUUUGUAUCUCUACAUGAGAUGUAUACCUAGGUAGUCAAGUCAGACCUUCCAGGCUGACACUCAUCUCCUGGCAAACCGCGCCAAUGCAGGGCCCAAGUCGACUUUAUCCCUCUUCAACUUCUCCUUGUC